Lactuca saligna is the source of this 1689-nucleotide messenger RNA. Lineage: Eukaryota; Viridiplantae; Streptophyta; Magnoliopsida; Asterales; Asteraceae. The record is from the annotation of a GenBank genome assembly.
AUGUAUAUUAAAAAUGGAAGAAAACCCAUAAUAUCUUUACAUUCAAACAGAGUUCUUCCGACAAUUUUAUUUGAAGAAUUUUGGCGGGAAGAAGGUGAUAGAUACACCAUGGAUGUAUCUAUUGCUCUGGUGUUGUUUCUUGCUGUGACUGCUUAUCUGCUAUGGUUUACUUUCAUCUCACGGUCAUUAAAGGGUCCACGUGUAUGGCCAUUAUUCGGCAGUCUUCCGGGACUGAUCGAGAAUUCAGAUCGGUUGCACGAAUGGAUUGCAGAUAAUCUUCGGGCCUGUAACGGGACCUAUCAAACAUGUAUCUGUGCAGUCCCGUUUCUAGCCCGAAAACAAGGUCUUGUAACCGUCACCUGCGACCCGAAGAAUCUUGAACACAUUCUGAAAACCCGGUUUGAUAAUUACCCAAAGGGUCCAACAUGGCAAGCUGUUUUCCAUGAUUUAUUAGGAAAAGGGAUCUUUAAUUCGGAUGGCGAUACGUGGUUUCUACAAAGGAAGACGGCGGCACUCGAGUUCACAACCAGGACACUCCGACAAGCGAUGGCUCGAUGGGUGACUCGAGCGAUCAAGAAUCGGUUCUGUCCGAUUCUCGAACGGGCUCAGGUCCAGGCCGAGCCUGUAGAUCUACAAGAUCUUUUGUUACGAAUCACUUUUGAUAAUAUCUGCGGGUUGGCUUUCGGGAAAGACCCACAGACGUUGGCCCCUGAGUUGCCCGACAAUAGCUUUGCAUUGGCUUUUGAUCGGGCAACUGAGGCUUCCUUGCAACGGUUUAUUUUCCCCGAAGUCAUUUGGAGAAUGAGGCGAUGGCUCCGGCUUGGUUUGGAGGUCAGCUUGAGCCGAAGCCUUGUUCACGUGGAGGAGUAUUUGUCGAGCAUCAUUACUACACGCAGGCAUGAAUUGUCCGGUCAGCUUAAAGAUGGAGGCUUACAUGAUGACUUGUUAUCAAGGUUUAUGAAGAUGAAAGAAUCCUAUUCUGAUACGUUCUUGCAACACGUGGCACUCAACUUCAUCCUAGCUGGACGCGACACGUCAUCUGUGGCGAUGAGCUGGUUUUUCUGGUUGGUGAUUCAGAACCCAAAAGUGGAAGACAAAAUUCUUAGAGAAAUCUCUAGCGUCUUGCUGGAGACACGUGGCGAUGACGUGGCGAAAUGGACAGAUGAGCCAUUAGGUUUUGAAGAGGUGGACCGACUGGUUUAUCUGAAGGCAGCGUUGUCGGAGACCCUCCGACUAUACCCAUCGGUGCCGGAGGACUCAAAACAUGUUGUUUCCGACGAUGUGCUGCCGGACGGAACUUUUGUUCCGGCGGGAUCUUCAGUUACAUAUUCAAUAUAUUCCGCCGGCCGGAUGAAGUCAAGUUGGGGUGAAGACUGUCUCGAGUACCGCCCUGAGAGGUGGUUGUCUGCCGACGGCACAAAAUUUGUGAGGCAUGAUUCGUAUAAAUUUGUAGCGUUUAAUGCCGGACCAAGGAUAUGUCUUGGGAAGGACUUGGCUUAUUUGCAGAUGAAGUCUAUAGCGGCGGCGGUGUUGCUACGCCACCGUCUGGCGGUGGUGCCGGGGCACAAGGUGGAGCAGAAGAUGUCGUUGACGCUGUUCAUGAAGUAUGGGUUAAAGGUGAAUGUGUUUCAGAGGGAUUUGAGGGCAGUUAUGGAAAGUGUGAAGAAAGAGAAAGAAGGUGUCGACUAG